Molecule: messenger RNA, 813 nt
Organism: Daldinia caldariorum
Lineage: Eukaryota; Fungi; Ascomycota; Sordariomycetes; Xylariales; Hypoxylaceae
Product: NDUFA12-domain-containing protein
Exons: 8
Coding region: 29-445 (138 amino acids)
Biological process (GO): mitochondrial respiratory chain complex I assembly; response to oxidative stress
Cellular component (GO): membrane
Source: RefSeq, a predicted model, not a curated record
GAUACCAAACACCGAAAGUUCAUCCACCAUGUCGACCAUCACAAGAACCCUCGCCAACUUAUGGCGAGUGGGAAUUAAGGAUUAUUUCCACCAACUUCAAUACAUCGGCGACACGAAAGCUGGUACCUUAGUUGGUGUCGACCGUUUCGGCAACAAAUAUUUCCAGAACGACGAAGAAUUACCUCUUCGAACAAGAUGGAUCGACUAUAAGAACCCCGACUUCGACGCAAGUCAGAUUGAGCCCGGUUGGCACGCCUGGAUGUCUUACACCGUCGACAAACCCCCUUCACAAGACGCUUCACUCAGAUACCAGAGGCGAGUAUGGGAAGAUACCGACGCGAAGACUAUCCCUAACUAUACUGCCACCUGGGGGGCCUACAAACCAUACAGCACAUCCAAGUCAAAGAUUACAAUGUGGGAGCCUACCGCUGUUGAGAGAAAAUAGGUGCUCGAGAAAUGAGCCAUGUACAUAUCUAAUAGUCAUAAUGGCUAGGAAGACCCAGGACGAAACCAAUGAUAACCAUAUUUCCAUUCACGUCGUUUCCUAUGCUCCGUUUGUGCUUUCAUCUAACAUAAAGAGAUAAAUAGAGCCGAUACUUUGACGCAUGGCAAUAGCCUAUGGAAAUAAGAGCUUACAAUAUACAAGGAGCAUGCUUUGGGGUUACGAUUCCACAUUCGGGAUCGAGCAGUCGAGCUACCUCGAACCUUUCGAACUAGUCCCGGUCACAGCAGUGUGGAUUUAAAUCUAGAUAUUUGCAUCCUGAUUAUGCGAUAUUUCUUCGCGAAUGAGGCUGGUGACCCCACCCUAUACUC